Molecule: messenger RNA, 825 nt
Organism: Macrosiphum euphorbiae (potato aphid)
Lineage: Eukaryota; Metazoa; Arthropoda; Insecta; Hemiptera; Aphididae
Source: the annotation of a GenBank genome assembly
AUGUUGAAAAUAACGAUCGCUGUAGGAAGAGGAACACAAGUCUUCUCUUCGCUGCGGCACGGACGAAGUCCCUGUAACAUCGCACGCCAAUGUCUUGGUAGGUUAGAUGCAAAGUCGCAGAUGGACUCAAGUCGCCCGUCGUCGACAUUUCUCAAUAAUAUCGGCAGCGACUGGUGUCGUACUCACCAUUUGGUCCGAUGUUACGCAAAAAACAAAGACAAGAAAAGCAAUAAAGGUCAGAAAAAAGUAUCCAUUGAUGAGAACUUUUUGGCUGAGCACUUUAAAUAUAACACCAUGAAAACCGAAAUGGAAAAGGCUGUGGCUGCAUUAAAAAAUAACUAUAUUAAAAAUCUAUCCUUAAGAUCUUCUACAGGAGCAUUGGAUUCACUACCAGUUACAUUUGAAGGUGAUGAAUAUGUUAUACAAGACUUAGCACAGAUUGUGAGAAAAAAUCCUAAAACAAUAAUUUUGAACAUGACAUCUUUUCCACAAGCAAUUCCAGCGGUUUUGGAAUCAUUAAAAGCUUCUGGUAUGAAUUUAAAUCCCCAACAAGAUAAAACUUCCAUAUUUAUACCAAUACCUAAAGUUACAAAAGAACAUAGGGAAAACUUAAGCAAAGGUGCAAAAGCACUUUUUGUCAAAACUAAAGAUUCUAUUAAAGAAUUACAAAACAAAAAUAUCAAAGUAUUAAAAGACAAUGAUGCAUUAGCGACAGAUUUGGUUCACACUUUGCAAGAUCAGAUUACUGCAUUGGCUGAUAAAUAUGUACUGGAGGCACAACGAAUAAUGGAAGAAAAACAAAGUGAACUUAAAGGUGAUUCAUAG